UGACGUAGAGUUGAAAGGUUACGAAUUUGACGUCGCCGCAUGUGAGUAGCUGAUGUUGCUCUCCAACUACAACAAACCAUAACAAGCGGCUCUUGUCGGUGUCAUGUCCUGAGUUGCAAUGAGGAACUUGAAGCUACUGAAGAGCCUGAAGAGUUCGGAGCUUCAGGGCCCGGGCUCUCCGCAGUGUUUGGCGGUACGCAGCGACACCGGGACACUACUGAUCGCCUCUCAAUACUCAAUCGCUGAGUUCAACCCUCAAACUGGACAGGUGGCAAGUGAGGCCUCGCUGACAGCAGAUGGCUACCUCCCAGCAGAUGGCAGUGGCUGCGUGGUCGGGCUGCAAGACCUGCCAGAGACCGAGUCAGCAUGUUUGGCCUUGACUAGCGGGGAUGUCGUCGUCUUUGACUUCAACACCAGCCAGUUGGAGUGUGUCGGCAGUGUGAACAGCGGGCUGACCUCCAUGAGUUGGAGUCCUGAUGAAGAACUCGUCAUUCUCACGACCGGUCAGGAAACCAUUAUCAUGAUGACCAAAACAUUUGAGCCGAUUACCGAGUUUGGAAUUCACCAGGAUGACUUUGGCGAAGGGAAGUUCAUCACAGUGGGUUGGGGCAAGAAGGAGACACAGUUUCAUGGCUCAGAAGGCAAACAGGCCGCACAGAAGAAGGCUCAGGAAGUGAAGCCGACAGCAGAGUGGGACGACAGAUGCCCUCGAGUGACAUGGCGAGGGGAUGGACAGCUUUUUGCUGUCAGUGCCGUCUGCCCGAGUACAGGAGCCCGGAAGGUCCGGGUGUGGAACAGGGAAGGCGUCCUGCAGGCCACCAGCGAGGCUGUCAAUGGCCUGGAGCAGGCGCUGUCCUGGAAACCUUCCGGCAGCUUGUUGGCGAGCACCCAGCGCCAUCCCAACAAGCACUGUGUGGUCUUCAUGGAGAAGAACGGCCUGCUGCAUGGAGACUUCACCCUGCCCUUCAGAAAAGACCAGGCUAAGGUGAAGGAGCUUCUGUGGAACAACGACUCCACGGUUCUGGCUGUCUGGUUGGAGGAUUUAACACCGGGCGAGGACGGACGCUUGAACACUUGGGUGCAACUGUGGACAGUGGCAAACUACCACUGGUACCUGAAACAGAGCCUGGAUUUCGGCACAGACCCAAGCCAGGCUCCGGUGUGCGUGUGCUGGGACCCUGAACGGGCUCUGCGUCUGCACCUGGCCACCCGCGGCUGGAGCUGCCUGGUUUACGACUGGGGCUGGACGACGGAGAGGAGCCCGGGGACGGAUGCCUCGGACUACGCCAACGUGGCUGUGAUUGACGGAGAUAAGAUCCUGGUGACCACCUUCAGGCAGGGCAUUGUUCCUCCACCCAUGUGUUCCUUUGACCUCCAGCUCAGCUCACCUGUCAAUCAGGUUACCUUCCUCUGCCAGCCUCAGAGGACCAAUCAGCUCGCGGCACUUACCGCAAAUGGAAACAUAACCAUCUACAACCAAGCAGAUUCUGGAGGCGAACCUAACAAAGCUGCAAAUGAAUUUAAGACUGUGAUUCGUCCCUUGGUCUUCAAGGAAACCUUCAGCAUCGCCAUGCAUCAGGAGGCCCCGCUAUGUCUGCGACAUCUGCUGUGGCUUCAGGACAAUCUCUUUGUGGCUGUGAGCACAGGUCUGGUGCCCACCUCCUCCGCCCUGAUACUGCUGUGUCCCAGCCAGGACGUCGACACGCUCUCCGUCAGAUGUCGGCUAGAAGUGGACGGCGUCGUGAUCAGCAUGGUCCAAUGUUGUAGCACGCGCUCGGUUGCCCUACAGCUGGAGGAUGGGCGCAUUAGGAAGUUGCUCUGGGAUUGUGCCGAUCCUUCGGUGGAGGAGUGGCAGGAGUCCAGUGGGUGCAGCGUUAACUUCCCCGUGCCCUGCACUCAAAUGGCUCUCUGCAGUGUGGAUGGCCAGGAGUGUGUGCUGGGCCUGACGGACAGAUCUCACCUGUACGCUGCUGAUGUGGAGCUCGCCUCCAACGUGUCAUCCUUUGCCGUGUGUGACGACUUCCUGGUGGUCACCACGCACUCGCACACGUGCCGCUGCCUCAGACUGAGCACACUCGGCCUUAAAGCGCUGCAAGCAGCCUUGGCCCAGGACGGCGGGCAGAACGACGAGACCUUGCGGCGAGUGGAGCGGGGGUCCCGUGUGGUCACAGUGGUGCCACAAGACACACGGGUGGUCUUGCAAAUGCCGCGUGGGAAUUUGGAGACUGUCCACCAUCGGGCUCUGGUGCUGGCGCAGCUCAGGCAGUGGCUGGACGAUUUGAAGUUCAGGGAAGCUUUCGAGUGUAUGAGGAAGCUGCGCAUCAACCUCAACCUCAUUUAUGACCACAAUCCAAAGGUGUUCUUGGAGAACACGCACACAUUCCUGAAGCAGUUGGACUCCAUCAGCAACAUCAACCUGUUCCUCACAGAGCUCAGGGAGGAGGACACCACCAUUAGCAUGUAUCCUCGCCCCGGGGGAUGCCCGCAGCUACAGCGGCCGCUGCACGCCCCCGGAUCUAAGAAGGUGGAUGUCAUUUGUGAUGCUCUACGCAGAACCAUGGAGGACACACAUCCCAACAAGUUUUGUCUGUCUGUACUAACGACACAUGUGAAGAAGUCAACUCCUGAGCUGGAGAUUGCCCUGCAGAAAGUCCAUGAGCUUCGAGUGAACCCUCCUGAAGGAGACGGUGGCGUGAACGCUGAGGAGGCACUGAAGUAUCUCCUCUUCCUCGUCAAUGUCAACGACUUGUACGAACACUCGCUGGGGACGUACGACUUUGACCUGGUGCUCAUGGUGGCCGAGAAAUCACAGAAGGAUCCCAAAGAGUACCUCCCCUUCCUGAACAUGCUGAAGAGCAUGGAGGUCAACUACCAGCGCUACACCAUUGACAAACACCUGAGACGUUAUGGCAAGGCGCUGAUGCACCUCAGGAAGUCUGGAGAUGAGCAUUUCCCAGAAGUUUUACAGCUGGUGAAGGAGCAGAAGCUUUACAGCCAAGCUCUGCGUCUUUACUCAGCUGACAGCGCUCACUACAAGGCACUGAGCCGUGCCUACGCCAAGCACCUUCUAGAUCAGCAGCAAGCUGAGCAGGCUGGCCUGAUGCUAUGGCGAUGCGGUGAGCUCGACGGAGCCUUGCAGGCCUUCACCACCGGCGCCAGCUGGAGAAACGCCAUCUGCGUGGCACAGCAGAUUCCGCUGCCCAGCGACCGACUUGCCCUGCUAGCCCGAGACCUCGCAGGUAGGCUGAGCGGACAGCGACGCUUCACGGAAGCAGCCGUGCUGCUGGACCAGUAUGCCAAAGACUGUGAGGAAGCCAUUUCGAUGCUGAUCUCCGGUGCGGCCUGGGAAGAGGCACUACGGCUGAUUCACAUGCACAACAGAGCUGACAUCACAGAGACAGACCUGAAACCCGCCCUGGAUGAAGCGGCAUCAGCACAGAUUUUCCUGGUGGAGACGCAGCUGGCCGCCUUCUCGCACCACCGCGCACGUCUGACGCUGGUGCGGCAGCAGAAAGAGGACAAAGCCCGAAUGAGCAUGCUGGAUGAGGACGGUCCCGACUGUGCGGACGCAGAACUUUACUCCGAGGCCAGCAGCGUCACGAACGCGUCCAAGUACUCCCACAGCAACUCGCGCGUCUCCUCGAGGUCUUCAAAAAACCGCCGCAAGGCUGAGAGGAAGAAGCUGAGUCUGAAGGAAGGAAAUCCCCAGGAGGAAAAAGCGCUCUUGUACACCCUGGGAGAGAUGGUUGCCAGCGUGGACAAAAUGAGAGAGGAGAUUCAGGCGCUGCUCAAGGCUCUCGUGCUCUUCCGCUUCGACAGGCAAGCCGAUGAACUCCAACUCGUUUUUCAGCAAGCUCUGCACGCCAUGGAGGAGGCCGUCCCGGAAGUAUGGCCUCAGGACAUACAGAGCAGCCACACACCGCUGACGGGACCCAACUCAACAGCAAACAGUAUCAUGGCUUCCUUCCAGCAGCAGCAGACGCAGACGCAGCCAACGUCAAAAGAUAUUGAGAUCUCGACUCCGCCUACGAUGAGAAGUGGAGUCAAGUGGAAUUUGGACUUUUGAACGAAACUUAUUUUUGUUUGAAUGUAUUAGAUAUUAAAGAGAAUACACAUUAUGUAAAAAAUAAAUAAAGCACUUCUUCAUCCAGA
Syngnathus acus (greater pipefish) is the source of this 4152-nucleotide messenger RNA. RefSeq names its product elongator acetyltransferase complex subunit 1 (gene elp1). The coding region runs from base 119 to 4066 and encodes 1315 amino acids. Gene Ontology annotation, molecular function: protein binding; tRNA binding. NCBI's taxonomy places the organism in Eukaryota, Metazoa, Chordata, Actinopteri, Syngnathiformes, Syngnathidae. The record is from RefSeq and is a predicted model, not a curated record. Gene Ontology annotation, cellular component: elongator holoenzyme complex; cytosol. The transcript has 36 exons. Gene Ontology annotation, biological process: tRNA wobble base 5-methoxycarbonylmethyl-2-thiouridinylation.